AUGGACCAAACCAACGACAAACCCUUCCCAUUCCUCUCCCUACCGGGCGAACUCCGCGAGAAAAUCUACACCCACCUCCUCGUCCGGCACCGCAUCCUAAUCAGCUACAACCAAACCCUCCCCUCACGACGAGACCACCAACAAGCCACCCCAUCCAAAAAACCAAAACCAAAACCCACCCUAAAAGGCCUCGUAGCCAUCACCUCGCUCGCCACCUCCCCCAAAACAACAAGCACCACCACCUUCGAACUCCCCACCCCCUACGCCACCCGCAACACUGCCGCCCUCCUCCUCACCUCUCGCCAACUCCACCACGAAGGCACGCACACCCUCUACACCCACAACGUCUUCGACUUCAAAACUAUGCCCGCCGUGCAACCCUUCCUCUCCCUCAUCGGCCCCCGGAACCGCUCCCUCUUGACGUCCAUCCGCCUCUCGAGCUGGAACCGCCUCGGAUGGAAACUCGCCCUGAACGCUCUCGCAGAGACGAAUGUCAGGGAGGUCGAGAUCGCGGUCUGGAAAUUCGAUACGUACGAAGCGCAGUGGGAGGGGUUUUUGAGGGAGUUGGGGGAGGGUUUGGGUGGGGAGGUGGGGAAUGUGAGGUUUUGCGUGGGGGGUGGGGAGGUGUGGGAGAGGGGGAGGGGGAAUGUGCUGGGGAGUGGGGAUGUUGAGGCGGUGGGGUGCAGGGUUCGGCGGGGAGACUGGGGGGUUGUGAGAGGGUGUUGA
Molecule: messenger RNA, 726 nt
Organism: Zasmidium cellare ATCC 36951
Lineage: Eukaryota; Fungi; Ascomycota; Dothideomycetes; Mycosphaerellales; Mycosphaerellaceae
Exons: 1
Coding region: 1-726 (241 amino acids)
Source: RefSeq, a predicted model, not a curated record